Molecule: messenger RNA, 1010 nt
Organism: Mercenaria mercenaria
Lineage: Eukaryota; Metazoa; Mollusca; Bivalvia; Venerida; Veneridae
Product: N-acetylglucosamine-1-phosphotransferase subunits alpha/beta-like
Exons: 6
Coding region: 16-984 (322 amino acids)
Biological process (GO): carbohydrate phosphorylation; N-glycan processing to lysosome
Cellular component (GO): Golgi apparatus
Molecular function (GO): UDP-N-acetylglucosamine-lysosomal-enzyme N-acetylglucosaminephosphotransferase activity
Source: RefSeq, a predicted model, not a curated record
AGAAACAUAGCCAAAAUGCGUUUCACUGAUAAUGGAGGACUGCGCUACUCCCUAAGAUCAAUGGAGAAGAAUGCAAAUUGGAUACGCCAUGUGUUUGUCGUCACGAAUGGCCAAGUACCCAACUGGCUGAAUGUAGAAAACCCUAGAGUGACCAUAGUUAAUCAUGAGGAGAUAUUUGAUCAUCCCGAAAAUCUUCCAACAUUUUCUUCACUCGCAAUUGAGCACAACAUUUACAAAAUCCGUGGAAUCUCUGAGAGAUUCAUCUACAUGAACGACGACAUGUUUUUUGGGCAGAAUGUUGCAUUGGCAGACUUGUACACAGGCCAUAACGGCACAAAGGUUUAUCUUGCAUGGGAUGUGCCAACGCAGUGCGGUGAAACGUGCAAAAUAGAGAUGAUAAAAAAUGACGUAUGUGACCAGGUAUGCAAUUACGACCAUUGUGCAUGGGACGGAGGUGAUUGUAUGGAUAUUCCUGAACAAAAGCCAAAGGACAGAGACACAGCCCAUAUUGAUUACCAUAUUUCUGUUUUCUACACAAAUGCUAUAUAUAACAGGGCGUUUGGUAUAAGAAACAGAAGAGUAAUUGCUCACGUCCCACUGUUUAUUGAGAAGAGAGUGAACAAAGAUAUGGUUCAAAGAUUUCCGAAUGAGGUGCAAUUCACAGUCAACCAAAAACUGAGAAAUCCACUCGAUUUUCAGUUUGGAUGUGCAUACAUGUACUUUCUCAUGGAAGGAAAUAACAAUUCAAAUAGAUUUGAACCUAAAAUACAGAGUCCUGAUGUUUCAUAUGUGAUGGUAACUGUAGAUGAAAAGAAAACACGUAAAGACUUGGAUAUGCUGCUGAAAACUAAAAGGAAAUUUGUUUGUAUCAAUGACAGUAUUGACUACAGCAAGCCAGCCGCAGCUGACAGGGUAAUUGCCUUACUGGAAGAGUAUUACGGUUCGAUGUUUCCAAACCCCUCGUCAUUCGAAAAAAGUAAAUGAUUGCGGCAGAUGUUUAAAGCACUGGU